AUGGUUACAUCUCCAGCGUUUGCUUUCUGUCUGACAUGUUUGUUCAUGGGAAAAAUAGCUCAAGUGGCUAAUUUGAUGCAGUCCACAACUGUCCAUCAGGAGAGUGGCUUUAUAUCAGCUACUGUUGGCGACAACCUGAUUUUGAAAUGUUUCUUUACCAGUGAUGCUGCAAGGUAUUAUUGGUAUAAGCAAACAAUGGGACAGAAGCCAAGGUCCAUCUCUAUCACCUCUAAGUUUGAUAAAAAUGGCACUUUUUAUGAUGAAUUCAAGAACGAUCCACGCUUCACGUUAGAAACUAACAUCGGUAGGAAUCAUUUAAUGAUCUCAGAUUUACACAUUUCUGACUCAGCUACUUACUACUGCGCAAGUGGUUAUUCAUUGGUGUUAGAAUUUGCAAAGGGAACUACUGUCAAUGUAAAGGGUUCAGGUUUGAACACCCAAACUUGGGUUCAUCAGUCGACGUCUGAAAGCAUCCAGCCAGGAGGCUCUGUGACUCUGAACUGUGUGUCUGUACAUGCUGGGACCUGUGAUGAUGGAGAACACAGUGUUUACUGGUUCAAAUACUCUGAAGAAUCUCAUCCAGGACUCAUUUACACACAUGGAGGCAGGAAUGAUCAGUGUCAGAGGAACACCAGCACCCAGACAAACACUUGUGUCUACAAUUUACCGAUAAAGAGUCUGAAUCUUUCUCAUGCUGGGACCUACUACUGUGCUGUCGCCUCAUGUGGACAGAUACUGUUUGGAAAUGGGACCAAGCUGGAUGUUGAGCAUGUCUCUUUUGUCUUGGUGUAUUUCUUGAGUGGAGCUUUGGCAAUCACCAUCAUCCUAUGUGUUAUACUCGCAAUCUUGGCAUUUAAGAUAGGCAAAAGACCCAACUGCCAAUGUACAGAGUGUCAAGCAAGAGUUUCAGCUGCCUCCACAAGUACAGAGGGUUACCAAGAUGCAGACAGCCUCCAUUAUGCUGCUUUAAGUGUAAACGGGGCAAACAGACGAAGAAAACAGGACCAAACCUUCAGUGAAUGCGUGUACUCCAGUGUAAAGCAGUACAAUUAG
This is a messenger RNA of Scomber japonicus (chub mackerel), 1053 nucleotides long. RefSeq lists its product as uncharacterized. Gene Ontology annotation, biological process: response to bacterium. The coding region runs from base 1 to 1053 and encodes 350 amino acids. The record is from RefSeq and is a predicted model, not a curated record. The transcript has 5 exons. Lineage: Eukaryota; Metazoa; Chordata; Actinopteri; Scombriformes; Scombridae.